AUGAGUUUCGGUGAAAAUUGGUUUGAUUCUUGGGAUCCCGAGUCGCUUUAUGCCGAGAGCGUGGUGGGUUGUAAUGGUUGUGUCGAGGGUUCACCUAUUGAAUCUAGUGGCAUCGUUGUUGGACCUGUGUUGAGAUUAAAAAAAGUAGAUUAUGAAUUGGGAAUUUAUAAUGGAUCUGUGUUAAUUGUUACACGGGAUUUGCAGGAUGCCGUCCCAAGAAUUCAGUUCACUGUGGGCUGUUCUUUAAAAUCUGAUUUAAAAGUUUCGAGUAAACCUCGCAAUGGAGAAUUUGAGUCCACUUUGUUUCAUGAAGAAACUUGGGAUGAGUCCGUGUAUCGUUUCUUUAGAUACAAUAUUGAGAUUCCACUAGCUGAUAUUGAGCAAAUGGUGAAAUAUAGUGUUGAUGGACGGAAUGAACCGCACUAUCGGUUUUUUAUUCCUUCGAAGACUACUAAUUUCAACACAAUUUCUUAUUCAUGUAAUGGGUUCUCCUUGAAUGUCGACACUACCAAGUUUAAAGGGUCUAUGUGGUUUGAUAUCUUGAAUAAACAUGCUAAAGUCCGUUAUAACGUUAUGCUUGGAGGAGGUGAUCAAAUCUACUCAGAUGGUAUUGAAGUUUUCUGUGAGAAAGUAAAGGAAUGGGCUCAGAGGAAGAAAUUAAUACACAAGUUUACAACAAAGGUGGAUGCAGAAUUUCGGAGGCAAUUGGAUGCUUUUUACUUGAGAGAGUAUAUCGAAUGGUAUGGAUAUGGUCACUGGAGAGGUUCAACACCAAAAUCUAAGUGUACUCAAAAAUGUUUCCCCUAUGCAAUGGCUACAAUUCCUUCGGUCAAUAUUUGGGACGACCACGAUAUUAUCGAUGGGUUUGGUUCUUACUCAGAUACGUUUAUGAAGACUGAUGUUUUCAGCUCUAUUGGUAAAUUUGCCUACAAAUACUACAUGUUGUUCCAACAUCACGUUAGUUUAAAUGAACGUGAAGCAUAUUUAGAAGAUCCAAUUUGGCUGCUUGGUAAAAAGCCCAGUCCGUACAUCGAAGAGGUUAAUCACUCUGUUUUCACCAGGAUCGGCCCCACGAUGGGUCUUCUCGGUUUAGAUUGUAGAACUGAGAGAAAAUUAAAGGAGAUUGUGAGCGAAUCGACUUAUGAAAUUGUAUUUAAGAAGCUUGCUCAAGAAGCUCAAGCCGCCAAGAUGGAUCAUUUAAUGGUCAUGCUUGGUGUUCCCAUCGCAUAUCCCAGAAUGGUACUAAUGGAAUGGAUCUUUUCCUCGAGGCUACUAUCUCCCUUAAGAAAGUUAUCAAGAAGAACAGCUUUUGCAAGUGGUCUGGUUAAUGAUUUUAACGGUGAUAUUGAGUUGCUAGACGAUUUGAACGAUCACUGGUGUGCCAGACACCACAAAAAGGAAAGAAACAUGUUGAUGGGCCGUUUGCAAGACUUUGGUGCCAAGUACGGUGUAAGGGUCACUAUUCUAUCCGGAGACGUUCACCUCGCGUCUAUCGGCAGGUUCAAGACCAAGAGGCACAGACAUCAUUUGUACAAUACCAGUGAAGACGAAAAGCACAAUGCCAAGGUAGACAACGAACCAGAGAAUGACUUGAGAUUGAUGUUCAAUGUAAUCUCCAGUGCUGUGGUCAAUACUCCACCACCAAACCCAAUGGUCACCUUGUUGCAAUCCAAGGCUAAUGUACACCAUUUCGACCACGAAACUGACGAAGACGCUGUACCAUUGUUUAACAUUGAAGUCUCUGGAGCCGGUAACCGCCGUGAGAAAUGUUUCCUGAAUAGAAGAAACUGGUCCGAUAUCAUUCCAGUCGAGAACGCGCUAAAGAAUGAGUACUUAGCUAAGCUAUACAACGUCAAGAUUGGAGACAAAGUUAUGCCCGGCAUUGUCUCCCCGGCAACCGGUCUUUACCGCGAAGAAUCAACCAAAAAAUUGGCAGAGAAAGGUUUCUUCCAAUACCCGAUUACUGAGAAAGGUGUUGUUGUGUCACUAAACAUGGAGACAGAACCAGAAAACCCCCAUUCCAAAAGUACAAGAUACUGCUUACCAAUUCCAGAACUGAGAACAACCUGUGCUGCACUUUCGCACUCCGGUUUGAAGCACUGGAAUUUAAAGUAA
Molecule: messenger RNA, 2115 nt
Organism: Torulaspora delbrueckii
Lineage: Eukaryota; Fungi; Ascomycota; Saccharomycetes; Saccharomycetales; Saccharomycetaceae
Exons: 1
Coding region: 1-2115 (704 amino acids)
Cellular component (GO): membrane
Source: RefSeq, a predicted model, not a curated record